AUGGAACCUGUUCUUCAUCCAGAUGACACCAUUGCCACUUAUUAUAUCCCACACCAUUGUGUACUUAAGCCAGCCAGUUUAAGCACAAAACUGCGCGUUGUGUUCAAGGCGACCGCAAGAUCCUCUAAUCAAACCUCGUUAAAUGAGCAUCUUCUUAUUGGUCCCAAACUUCAAAGGGAGAUUUGCAUUAUCUUAUUGAAUUUUCGCCUCCAUACGUACGUCUUGACUGCCAACAUCAAAAUGAUGUAUCGCCAAAUCUUAAUCAAUCCGGUUCAGUGCAAUUUUCAGAGGAUUAUUUGGCGUUUUACUCCUGAACAACCCAUUCAGGAUUAUCGUUUAAAAACCCUGACGUAUGGAACCUCUUCCGCUCCCUAUCUGGCCAUUCGUACUCUGUUACAAUUGAGCGAGCAGGAUGGUUCGUCGUUUCCAUUAGCCGCUGCCGCCCUCCAGACGGACACGUACAUGGACGAUAUUGUUACUGGUAACAAUUCUUAUCAACAAACUUUAACGUUGAAAGAUGAACUUAUUGCCCUCCUUAAGGGUGGAGGAUUUGAACUUCGCAAAUGGGAUACCAAUGAUUGUUCGCUUGUCUCUGACCUUCCUCCUGGAAUCCCGUAUCCGACGCUUUCAAAUUUACAGUUCAUUCUUCCCGGCAAGUGCACUAAACGCCAUCUUUUAUCCAGUCUCGCACGCAUUUUUGAUCCUCUUGGCAUAUUGACGCCGCUUACUUUUUUCAUAAAACAUUUAAUUCAACGCAUCUGGAGUCUCAAGUUAGCUUGGGACGACGCCCCGCCGAAUGAUAUUUUACGCGUUUGGAAUAUCUUCGCUAGGGAUCUUUCCGUUCUAAACGAUUUUUCGUUACCGCGCCGCCUCCUUUGCGAUAAUUUCCUCUCGUGUGAAAUUCAUGGACUCGCUGACAGCUCCGAGAAGGGCUAUGCCGCCGUAGUUUUUUUGGUUUUUAGGUUCGCCACGCUUGAACCACGCACGCAGUUUGUUUGUGCUAAAUCCAAAGUAGCACCGCUCAAGAAGAUUACGAUUCCAAGGCUGGAACUUUCUGCCGCAGUAUUGCUAACACGGUUCCUCAAUCUGGUUUGCCGAAUUAACAAAGACAAAAUUCCUUUUAAUCGCCUGUGUGCUUGGACAGACUCCCCGAUAGUUCUAGCUUGGAUCAAAUCUUCGCCGCAUCGUUGGAAGACAUUUGUCUCCAAUCGCGUCUCGUUUAUUCAAGAGCAUCUGCCCUCCUCGUCGUCGUACUAUGUUCCUUCCGGUCAGAAUCCAGCUGAUCUUGGGUCUAGAGGGGCAUACCCUCAGGAGUUACUGGUUAGUUCCCUAUGGUGGGCGGGACCCCCCUUUUUGAAGUCCGGCACGCCCCUCAAUAAUACGACGCCUUCUGUCCCUGUCUCCAUUCAGGACGAAGAACGCACGCAAUCGUGUAAUGUGAUAGUGACCACCUCUUUAUUGGACGACUUAGUCAAUACGCACUCAUCUCUGCCGAAGAUUAUUCGCAUUCUUUGUUAUGUACGCCGAUUUAUCCGUGGAAUGACUAGACCUACUAAAAGCACCCCCCCGUAUAUCACUUCAUCGGAAUGGUCCGAAGCCUUGAUGACGGUGGUCCGACAUAUACAAGCUUUCCAUUUUUCUAGGGAAAUUGACUUCCUUAAGCGUGGAAAACCGCUACCGAAGGGUUUUCAAAAUCUCUCCCCCUUCUUAGACGAUCAAAAGAUUCUUCGAGUCGGCGGUAGAUUACGACAGGCUCCAUUACCCUAG
Molecule: messenger RNA, 1767 nt
Organism: Zophobas morio
Lineage: Eukaryota; Metazoa; Arthropoda; Insecta; Coleoptera; Tenebrionidae
Exons: 2
Coding region: 1-1767 (588 amino acids)
Source: RefSeq, a predicted model, not a curated record